CAAUAGUAGAAAUUCGCUUUUUUUUUAAUAUUAUUCUACUAUUUUUAAGUAUUGAUUUCUAUUAAAUGUAAGACGAUAUGCGAACGUUCACGAACAUAUUCUAAAGAAAUUGUGCAUUAUUGUAAAAAUAUAUGUGUGUUAUUAAAAAUAUAUUCAGUGUGAUAAUUUAAGCUGAUUUUGCAGGAGUAUAAAUACCGCUUCUAAAAUGAUAUAAGCUGAAAAAUCUCUCUCUCCAAUAGGCUACGGAAAGAUAAGAUAAAAUGGCGCUGAGACAAGAGACGGCACCUGCGCUUACGCCUUCUCUGCUCCGAGAUCCGUACCCUGUGAGUAGUGGCCGCCCGCCCAUUGCUACAGAAGAUUUCGACGAUGUGGACGAAUUCGUAGAUGCACCCGAAGAGCAGCCAACGUGCUCGAUGGAUCUGUACACCGCUCUGGAGGAAUGCGAGGUGGCGAUAAGGAAAUUUUUCAGCAAUGAUUUAGUCGGAGCUAUGGAUAUAAUGAAACCCUGGUGCCAAUCAUCACUGUAUCACAGUCUAGGAACCGCCAUAUUCGAAUUCAUUCCGGCAAUGUUGACCUUUGACCACACACAAAUCAGCCGGGCUCUCGCUGCUCUCAAAGUUUGCAUUUCAAUAUGCAAUCAACACAAGAGGAAUUAUACUCUUGUCGAGAGUAUCGGCACUAUAAUCAAAAAGCCGGAUUACGGUCUUUACACCGAUGUGGAGGCACACGCAGAACUGUGUUACGCCGAGGCACUGCUCCUUCAAGCUGCCAUGACUAUAAUGGAAGGCGAGGACCUCACCGGUCUUAUUAAAGGCACUAUUAAAGUCAAGAACUGUUACAACAGCUACAAGGACUGCUCCAAAAUAUUGGACAAGAAGCAGUGGGCCAAUGAAGAAGCCAAAAUACACUUUCAAAGUGGUGUAAGAUUGGGCACGGCCACAUUUAACGUCAUGAUCUCAUUGUUGCCACCUAAAAUUAUCAGUUUGCUGGAGUUCGUUGGCUUCUCAGGCAACAAGGCUCACGGAUUGGCGGAGUUGGAGUCGGGGUCACGGUCGCCGGGUAUACGUUCGAUUCUGUGCGACCUCACGUUGCUUGCGUACCAUCUCGUUAUAUGUCACUUUACCGGCGAGAAUGGGGAUCUACACGUGUGUGAAGAAAUACUGCAAAAGGAACUUCAGAUAUAUCCGGACAGCAUGUGGUUCCUAAUAUUCAAGGGGAGACUGGAACUCCUCAAAGGCAUGUUCCGACCCGCCAUAGAGACAUACAAUCAGGCCAUUGUCAGCCAAGACACCUGGAAGCAGUUCCGGCAUAUGUGCUACUGGGAGAUCAUGUGGGUCAAUGGAUUAAUGACUCACUGGCGUGAAGCAGCAAUGUACGCAGACAAACUUGUAGAAGAAAGUUCCUGGUCGAAAACUAUAUACUCGUACACUAAAGCCGCAAUGUUGCUCCAGCUUGGGGAUCGGCUGUCGAACGCCGAACGAUUGCAGUGCAACGAUCUACUCCGUAAUGCGUCAUACUACAAACAACGUAUUGCUGGGAAGUCACUGCCGAUGGAGAAAUUCAUGAUACGUCGCUGCGCACGCUAUCAAGCCCAAGGCGGGCAGAUAAUACUGCCGGCUAUAGAACUGCUCUGUCUGUGGAAUAUGUUCCAUAUACUCGCCAAAAACAAACAUGGUGCCCAGAAUGUACUAAAGCUGAUAGAAACAACCCGAGACCGUCUGGAGAGUGGGCCACAGGAGUGGAUGGCUGGUUAUGACGCCGACAACCGAGCACUGCUGCGUUACUUGCACGGAUGCUGCCUCUCCGCAAUGGACCUGCCGCGUCUCGCUCUGGAUACACUACAAUCAGUCUUCCUAUUGAAGAAUGACAUCAAAGAAGACACUUUCUUGCUGCCAUAUUCUCUGGCCGAAAUGGCAAUGUGCCACUACCACCUCGGCGAGAAAGAUCGUGCGGUCCAGAUGUUGCAUGACGCUCGCAAGAAGUACUCUGGAUACUCUCUAGAAUCGAGGCUACACUUUCGUCUGCACUCAAAGAUGCAGAUGAUUAAAGAGGCCACCAAGGGUGAAUCCAGCAAAAAUGUCACCAAACUAUAAAUACCUACCAAUUAAUUACAUUUUCAUUUAAUACCAAAUGGGUGUACCUGUCGCUUGUAGUGAUAAGUGGAGAUAUUUGUCGUAAUGGAUGUAAACGUUUAUUUUGCAUUUGUAACACUGUAAUAGUUAUUAUAAAAUCUGUGUGUAAACCUUAAAAUGUACCUGUAGUUAGAACUAGCAAUUAAGUCUAGUUCACACCUGUCGCUUCCGUGUCGAUAUCUUCUGUAAUAGAA
Messenger RNA from Achroia grisella, 2326 nucleotides. RefSeq names its product tetratricopeptide repeat protein 39B-like. The transcript is spliced from 15 exons. Bases 261 to 2093 code for a protein of 610 amino acids. The record is from RefSeq and is a predicted model, not a curated record. Gene Ontology annotation, molecular function: protein binding. Lineage: Eukaryota; Metazoa; Arthropoda; Insecta; Lepidoptera; Pyralidae.